AUGUGCCCUACAAGUACAACAAAUCACCUUCUUCCUGUUCCACAUGGAGCCACAGCGAAGUUGUGGAUCAUCGACACCACCGGCACCAUCGAGGGUAUGCCAGCGGACCAUCUAGUGAAGCCGCAUCUCCCGACUUUUGACAUGUUCCCGAGAGUCCCUAGUUGGUCGUUUCUGAUCGAGACAACGAUUUCGGGCAAGACGAGGAGGGUGCUCUUCGACCUCGGGAUUCCUCAGGACGUCUAUUCGCUCCCGCCCAUUGUCUCGGAUAGAUUGAAGUCCAAAGACUGGGUUAUCAACGUACCAAAGACCACCGCUGAGGUUUUGCUGCAGCAUAGCAACGCUGUUGGCGACGCAGGCCGGCCCUUGCAACUUGAGGAUAUCGAGGCCGUGAUUUGGAGUCAUUGGCAUUGGGAUCACCAAGGUGACAUCCAGCAUUUCCCUUCCACUACUGAUCUGGUCGUCGGACCAGGGUUCAGCAAAGAAUUUCUUCCGGCAUACCCGGCUGGUCCCAAAUCACCAAUCCGGCAGAAAGAUCUCAAUGGCAGGCGUUUGCGAGAGAUCAACUUCGACGGCCCAGAGACUGUGCAGGUAGGGGAGAUGAGAGCCAUGGAUUACUUCGGCGAUGGCUCAUUCUACCUUCUCGAUACACCUGGUCACGCCGUUGGCCACCUGGGGGGCCUCGUACGCACCACAUCGAACCCGGAGACUUUUGCGUUUCUUGGGGGUGAUUUAACUCAUCACGGCGGUGAACUUCGACCGUCCAAGCAUCUGAGCUUCGCAUCGGCUGCAGCUUCCAUUGGUGCAGAGAAUGUAGGCAAUCACACUGCCACGGUUGAGAUUCUCGAGUCACUUCAAACGUCGCGAGGACGCAAUGUCAGUCAAUCCUUUUUCGAUCCUGUGAUCACAAGCGAUUUCAAUGAGGCUUUGAGAACGAUCGCCCAUGCACAAGAAGCCGAUGGACAGGACAACGUUUUCUUUAUUGCAGCACACGACGACACUAUCGAGGGCGUGGUAGACAUAUACCCCAAACAAGCUAAUGAUUGGAAGGCUCGGGGAUGGCGGGAGAAGACAUUGUGGACCUUCUUGAGAGACUUCCGCGGGGCUUUUCAGACCGGUUCUGUUUCUAACCUACCAAUUUUCCGAUGUCCAGGAUAUUGA
Molecule: messenger RNA, 1158 nt
Organism: Cladophialophora psammophila CBS 110553
Lineage: Eukaryota; Fungi; Ascomycota; Eurotiomycetes; Chaetothyriales; Herpotrichiellaceae
Exons: 3
Coding region: 1-1158 (385 amino acids)
Source: RefSeq, a predicted model, not a curated record